Molecule: messenger RNA, 2233 nt
Organism: Vigna radiata var. radiata (mung bean)
Lineage: Eukaryota; Viridiplantae; Streptophyta; Magnoliopsida; Fabales; Fabaceae
Product: transcription factor TGA2.3
Exons: 10
Coding region: 555-1718 (387 amino acids)
Biological process (GO): regulation of DNA-templated transcription; DNA-templated transcription
Molecular function (GO): sequence-specific DNA binding; DNA-binding transcription factor activity
Source: RefSeq, a predicted model, not a curated record
CUUUUUGUUUUCAUUUUCAAAAUUAGUAUUUUUGGGGGGUUAUUUUGAUGCUGCAGGGGCUUUGGUUUUGAGUUCCAAAAUUUUGUCUUUGUUUCGAAAGGGCGUACGGAGAGUGAUGCUGUCUCACUGUUAUUUCUUUCUUUCUGUUCUUCCAACUCUUUUUUUGGUUCCAAUGUUAUGACACCGAAUUUGUGACUGUUUUGUCAUGAUUCCUGUUUCCCGAGCUCAAACAAAUUUAGUUUGGCUAGAAUUUUACCUUUGAGAAGCUUGUUAAAUUGUGGUUUUCUUAUUGAAGAUUGUGUGUUUCAGUUUCUCUUCUUCCCUUAGGUGGGUUUGACUAAAGUCGUGUGUGCCUUGUGAAAUGGGUUCAGGGUCUUUUGGGGUUAAGGUUUAUGGAGAGAUAUGAUGGUCGUUGUUCUGAGCAUGGUUAUUGAUGGGUAGCAGAAGUAGAACGGUAAACGUUACCAGUAAGGACACCAACAAGGUUGUGAACGGGAUGCCAAGCUACGCUCCUCCAUUGCCUUCUUCGAGUUCCAUAUCCAGUGUUUAGUCAAAUGAAAUCAAAUAGCCAAGCUCUAGGUGCUGAUAUUCAAUUUGGAGCUUUAAAUAAGGUGCAGUCAAUUGUAACAUCAGAUAUAAAUCUUUCUGCUGCUAUUGCUGGGUCUCAGACAUUGGCACUACAGAAAGACGCACAACCAAAUCUUGCUUCAACAUCUGGUCAUCGUGAGAAUUGGGGAGAGACCAACAUGGCUGAUGCUAGCCCCAGGACCGAUACUUCAACAGAUGACACGGAAGACAAAAAUCAACUGCCUGAAAGGGGUGAAUCCAGUGAUAGAUCUAAAGAUAAAUCAGAUCAAAAGACCUUAAGACGGCUUGCUCAAAAUCGUGAGGCUGCCAGGAAAAGCCGACUGAGGAAAAAGGCAUAUGUGCAACAAUUAGAGAGCAGUAGGCUGAAACUGACCCAACUUGAGCAGGAGCUCCAGCGAGCCCGCCAGCAGGGAAUAUUUAUUUCAAGCACUGGAGAUCAGGCCCAGUCAAUGAGUGGAAAUGGUGCUAUGGCAUUUGAUGUAGAGUAUGCACGAUGGCUAGAAGAGCAUAACAGGCAAACAAAUGAGCUAAGGGCAGCAAUAAAUUCCCAUGCUGGAGAUAUUGAACUUCGAACAAUUGUGGAUAAUUUCAUGGCUCAAUUUGAUGAUAUCUUCAGGCUGAAAGGUAUUGCAGCAAAAGCUGAUGUUUUCCACAUUCUGUCAGGGAUGUGGAAGACUCCAGCUGAGAGGUGUUUCAUGUGGAUUGGAGGCUUUCGCUCGUCUGAACUCCUCAAGCUUCUUGUGAGUCAGUUGGAGCCUCUAACUGAGCAACAAUUAAUGGGCAUAUACAAUUUGCAGCAGUCAUCCCAGCAGGCUGAAGAUGCUCUUUCCCAAGGGAUGGAUGCAUUACAGCAAUCACUGUCUGAGACACUGGCUAAUGGUUCACCCAAUUCAUCGGGCUCCUCGGGAAAUGUGGCGAAUUACAUGGGGCAAAUGGCUAUGGCCAUGGGAAAGCUUGGUACUUUAGAGGGUUUUCUUCGCCAGGCUGACAAUCUGAGACAGCAAACACUCCAACAGAUGCUUCGGAUAUUAACAACCAGGCAAUCGGCUCGAGCUCUUCUGGCAAUCAGCGACUAUUUCUCGCGGCUGCGAGCCCUGAGUUCUUUGUGGCUUGCCAGGCCAAGGGAGUGAAAGAUCUAUCUGUGGUCUUUUUUUCAAGCCUGAUUAGAUGACCCUCUUGAAGAUUGAUGACUGAAUCAUGUGCACUAAAUGAGUUCUGAAUGGAAGGUGGUGUCUUUUGACAAUGAAUUCCUUAGGAAGCCUAGUUGUGGUGCUAUAAACAUUAAAUGCUAUGAUUUAUCUACUCUGCCAACUGCUGGUGUGGUGCAACAUUUUUCUUUAAGCUUUUCUGUGCUUUCAAAAUAGUCUCAAUAAUUUGAUUAUAUAGGUGUAUGAUAGAUAGAAGUUGUUGAAGGGGAAGAUGUAGAAAUAGUAUCUGUAAUGUAGGUUAUAGUUGUUCAUUAUAUUUCAGAAAGCAGCUUUUAUUUGAGGGGGGUUUCCUCUCUUUAGUUUCAUUUGCUGUUUAAUGUUUUGUGGUUGGUUGCACAUAUGGCUCCAUUGGUGUAUGUAUGUUUGUAUAUAUACGUUCUCUCUUGUUAUAUUUGUUAGAAAGACAUUACUAACUAGUAACUCAAUUUCUUUCAUCA